UUCCGAGAGGAGAAAACCUGCCCCUCUUCACAGACGUCACCACCGCCGGAGAGCCUGGAAGCAGACAACGAGACCUCGGUUGACACACGCGCGCACGCACGCACGCUCAGUUCCAGAUCAUCAGACCAUGCCACAAUAACGCAGCACCACUACGGGGAUACGCAGCCGCACUGCGAAGCGAACAGGGGGCGUGGGAGGGAGGGUUUGCAGCCCACUGGGAAUGUCUACCGUGCGGACCUGAGGACAACAUGAAGCGCAAGAGCGAGAGGAGGAGAGCCGAGUCGAGGAAAAAGCGCUGCGCAGCUCCGGGCGGCUCAGAGGCGGAGCCAAACUCUAGUAUUUACACUGAGAUAACAGUCAUGUUCAGAAAAGUGGGCAAGAUGACCGCGGACGAUGUUUCGUCCAGAUCCAUUCCGUUCAUCCAGGAUCAACUCUAUUUCGCCAUACUAAAGCAAAAGAUCAAGAGCACGGCCGACCGACACUGUUUCUGCGUCGAUGAGGAGCUGGCGUACGAGAACUUCUACGCGGACUUUGGUCCCCUCAACUUGGCCAUGUUUUAUCGCUUCUGCUGCAAGCUGACAAAGAAGCUUAAGUCCAUCAUGCUCUCGAGGAAGAAGAUCAUAUUCUACACCUGUGGCGACCAGAAGAAACAAGCCAAUGCCGCCUACCUCAUCGGCUCAUACGCAGUAAUGCAUCUCAACAUGAUGCCCGAAGAGGCCCACAGUCUGCUGGUGUCGAGGAAUUCAACAUACAUUCCAUUCAGAGACGCCUCAUUCGGAACCUGCAUGUACAACCUGAACAUCCUGGACUGUCUUCGUGGUGUUCAAAAGGCUCUGCAGUACGGCUGGCUCGACUUCUCCAACUUCGACGUGGAAGAAUACGAGCACUACGAGCGGGCGGAAAACGGAGACCUGAACUGGAUCAUUCCGGGGAAGUUCCUCGCGUUCAGCGGGCCUCAUCCGAAGAGCAAAAUAGAGAACGGCUACCCGCUGCACGCUCCCGAGGCCUACAUCCCGUACUUCAGGAACCACAACGUCACCACGGUCAUCCGACUCAACAAGAAGAUGUACGACGCCAGGCGCUUCACAGAAUCCGGCUUCGAGCACCACGACCUGUUCUUUGUGGACGGGAGCACGCCCAACGACGCCAUCCUCAGGAAGUUCCUCAACAUCUGCGAGAACGCCGAGGGCGCCGUCGCCGUCCACUGCAAAGCUGGUCUGGGGAGGACUGGCACUCUGAUUGGCUGUUACAUGAUGAAGCAUUACUGCCUCAGCGCUGCGGAGGCCAUCGCCUGGAUACGGAUCUGCAGACCGGGCUCCAUCAUCGGGCCUCAGCAGAACUUUGUUGAAGACAAGCAGAACAGCCUGUGGGCAGAGGGAGACGUCUUCCGGGAGAAGAUGCAAAACGAACGCGAGAACGGCAAGGCGUCUGUCACCAGGAUCCUGUCCGGUGUGGACGACAUCAGCAUCAACGGGAGCAACAAGAACCGGGCGUCCAACAAGGAGGAAACGGACCGGUACGACGACGAUGAGGAGAGAAACGGCCUCACGCAGGGGGAUAAACUGCGAGCCCUGAAAAGCAAGAGGCAGGCCAGAUCGUCCUCGGGUUCUCUAUCGCAGGUGGUAGCGUUCUGCUGCAGCCUCAGGGGCGCGGCGUGGCCGCUGUGUUGCCCGCCGUUCAAAAGGUAGCAGGGAGAGAGAGGGGGAGAGAGGGAGUGACAGAGGGAGAGAGGGAGUGACAGUGGGAGAGAGGAGAAUCAGACAGAGAGGAUGUGAGGUGUUGGGCGAUGGAGGUAAGUGCACGUCACUUCUUCCCCUUUUUAACUGACAACCUCUUCCUGUAGAAACAAUUGCUGUGCCAGUGAACGGUAUGGCUGACUUUUUAACGCAUAUUUUUUUGUUACUUUUCUUUCUUUUCUGUCUUCCCCCCCGGACGACCGCGUGGUUUGACGCGGUUGCGCACCCAGUGGAUGCAUUGCAUUUCCGCGGUCGGCAUCAUCGUCGUCGUCGUCGUCAUCAUCAUCAUCAUCAUCUUCCCCUCGUAGGCCGAUCCGCUUUUGAUAUCGACGCUUAUCCCGGAUAUCCAGUGAGUCACAGCAGAGCUCUACCGGCCUGCUGUACUCGCCGACAACCGCGCCAAAUUAUUCAACUAAUCGCGCUUUUACAAAAGAUCCGGAUUGGUUGAAUGAAAUGUUGUCCGGCGCUCGGCUCUGCACCAACAGCAGCUUAGCACGUCCCGGAGGGCGGCGCUAUCAAGGGAGACUUGGACCUCCUUCUGAUCCACAGUAGUAGCAACUUUAAAUGUCAAUUUUUGGGGGGCGGGAUGGUAAACUCGUGCUGAUCGUCGCUGCAACGCAAAGAAUUCUUCUAAAACGUCACGUGUGACGAGAGAGUUGAGGGCGGCCGGAUUGGUCUGCUGUUUAGGAUCAGAACAACGGGUGUAUGGAAAUGUUCCCCUCCUCCCUUUCCAUGCAUGGCAACAGGCAUGAAAGCCGCGGACAUGCACGCAUGGACAUGCCUGUGUCAGAUCUGUUUGUGUUUUAACGUGUUAUUAUUAAUGUUGGGCAGGGUUCAUUGUCGAUUCCUUUUUUUUAAUUUUUCCAUUGCUUUUGUGACUGGAUCAGUGUACAUAUGCCACCUGAGCCUUGUGUGCUCCGUCAGGUUUCUUCCUAUAGGGACCCCCUUUUUGUGGAACAAAAUUGGAUGAUGGGAUAAAUAAAGAUGGUGGCGUUUUUAGAACAAAGCUGCCGUUGGUAUAUUAUUAUUUAGCAAGAAUCUCUGUUUGGUGAUAUUAUUAAAUAAUUUGAUUUCAUAGACGUAAACGUACAUACAAUAACUUUUAUACAACCAAAUCCCCAAUAUUGCGUAUUGGCCUCUAGAAUGUCCCACAAAGCGAACCACCAAGUCACGAAGGACGAAAAAAAAAAAAAAACCCUGCUGCCACGAGCAAAGCUCUGUGAAAGUUGUGUGAUGUGAUCCAGUCCCAGUGGAAAAGCUGAACAUGGGGGGGGCUCUGUGUCCUGCCCGGACAUCUCCUGUCUCUCCUUCCUCUUUUUUUCCCCCCCCCUCCCCGUUUGCUCUUGUUGG
Molecule: messenger RNA, 3086 nt
Organism: Pungitius pungitius (ninespine stickleback)
Lineage: Eukaryota; Metazoa; Chordata; Actinopteri; Perciformes; Gasterosteidae
Gene: cdc14b
Product: cell division cycle 14B
Exons: 13
Coding region: 249-1688 (479 amino acids)
Biological process (GO): cilium assembly; protein dephosphorylation; microtubule cytoskeleton organization
Cellular component (GO): spindle pole; mitotic spindle; cytoplasm
Molecular function (GO): protein serine/threonine phosphatase activity; protein tyrosine phosphatase activity; protein tyrosine/serine/threonine phosphatase activity
Source: RefSeq, a predicted model, not a curated record